GUCGCGCAACAUUCGCGUUUUUCGGAAGGUGGCAGCAAGUUUAUUGUUUUUGUUUCGUGUCACUAAACUUUGACGAUUCCAUCGUUACCUACAUUUUCUUACCACAAAUCGAUCGUCGGAUUAAAUAAGUGAAAAUCGGUAGCGCGAUCCGUGCGGUUUAUUUUUUCCGAUGAAAUAGAACAGCAGCUCGAAGAAUCUAACGCGAAAUAGUUGCCUCGAGAUCGAGACGUGCACUCGCCACCACCGCCGCAGCAACUAGCAGGAUGUCCUAUCGUAUUCUCCGGAAACUGCAGGGCAACGAGCUCGAGAUCAAGGAACCGAUCGAUGAGAUUUCGGAUGGUGCCGAUGCGGACUACGAUAGCACUAGCAUCAGCAGUCAGAGCCGCAUCAAGAAGAUCAACAUCAAUCGAUUCGAUUUGCUAAACCAACAGCAGUCGCUUUCGGAGAGCGAAGUCAAGGAGGACGACAACGACGAAACGGAACGGGACGCCGCCGGCGGAGCGCAAAACUCCAACCUGGCCGAGUGCAAGAAGAAGAAGAAAAAGAAGAAGAAGCGCGCGGGCAAGUAUGUGGCCAGUUCGGCUCGCCGCAGCAGCGAGGACAACGCAGACAUCGAGGACGACUUUGCCAAAACGGUGAAGGAGGUCGAUCGGCUCUUUGCGGGCUACGAAAAGUCGGAAAACAGCGCAGCCGUGGCCAACAGUGCCACCGGUAGCGGAGCGGGUUCGGUUGGGAAAUCGCUGCUGACGAUACAGCACAAGAACCUGAAUCCGCAGUACGAGAUGAAGCGCAUGUUUGGCAGCAAGGUGGUUACCGAUCAGCAGAACAAAAGACGAAACAACCGUGGUGCACCGCGAACGUUGAAGUCUACCUAUUUGGUCAAUCCCAAAGACAACUGGCCGCCGGUUGGCAAAUCCGGUAUCUACAUGAAUUUGGUACAAGCACCGGAGCAAGCUGCCGGCAGCACUGCUAAGGGUGCACCGGAUAAGAAUGUGACCUACUUUGCGUUCGAGCAUAGUCCGUCGUACCGGCAGAUCCAGCAGAAGUUCUUGAAUGCCGUCGAGAGUAUGGACUCGGACAAUAUUAUCAAGAUCAUCAAUCAGCAUCCGUAUCACGUGGACUCGCUGAUCCAGCUGAGCGAGUUGUGCAAAAUGUCCGAAGAUCAUGCGAUGGCUUCGGAACUGAUUGAGCACGCGCUGUUCGCGUUGGAGUCGUCAUUUCAUACGAUGUUCAGCUUAACGCAGGGUAACUGCCGGCUUGACUAUCGUCGGCAGGAGAAUCGAGCUUUCUUUGUGACACUGUUCAAGCACUCGCAGUACCUUGAGUCUCGAGCCUGCUCGCGGACGGCGCUGGAGGUGGCAAAGCUGAUUCUUACAUUCGAUCCGAUCAACGAUCCAUUGGCGAUUAUUCUGAUGAUUGACUUUUACGCCAUUCGUGCCAAGCAGUACGAGUGGUUGGCUCAACUGUACGACGAAUGGGAAUCGACGAACAACCUUUCCCAGCUCCCAAACAUGGCAUACUCGUACGCGCUGGCGUUGUUUCAUCUGAAACGUAUGGACGCAGCCGAUCAGGCAGUGCAGUACGCUCUGAUGAUGUUCCCGGCUGUACUGCGGCUACUACUGGAAGAGCUGGCCAUCCAACCGGAUUCCCGUGUCAUCGGUCAUAGUUAUUUCGCAGCGAGCACCUACGAUAAGGCCACGGUGGCACUGCAACAACUUACGUCGAUGUACGUCUGUCGAUCCAAGCUGGUCUGGAGAGAUACGGAGAUUCUACCCUGGUUGGAACGGAACGUGACCGCGGUCCUGGAUCGGGUUGAUGCCAAGGAUGAAAUUGUGGCCGAGUUCACCGCCAAAAGGAAUCAGAGGUACAUGAACCCUCCGAGGGCGAUCUUGCGGCACAUUGUACUGUCGGACUUCAAAGAAAAGGUUCCGCUGGCCCAGUUCAUCAAAAAGGAAACGGAACCGGUGCUGAUGUACGAUCCGUUGCCUCCACUGGAUACAAUCAACAUCUACAGCAGACCCUCUAUCAGCCCGACCACGCGCAACAUGAUCAACGCAUCUCCAUUUUCGAUGUUUUUCCAAUCGCUGCUUCCGAGCUUCAGCUUACAGCAACCCCAACAGCAGCAGCCUGGUCAGCUGCCACACCGUGCUCGGGAGGCCGGUGAGGGCCCUGCUGGAGCCGCCGCAGUUGUCGCCGCCGCUGCCGCUGCGGGUGCUGGAGCGGCAGCAGGGGCUGGCGAGGGGGCCAUCGCUGGCCUCCAGGCGUACACUAAUUCGCUCAACUCGAUCGUGGAUGCCAUGCGAGACUUCCUGUCGGACAUCCGAGUACUCGAAAGGCCCAACGACGCCGACGUGGACGAGAACGAAAGCAGCGAUGGGGACGAGCAGAAUGACUAUCUUACGUAAGGCGGUGGAAGACAUCCGGAUAUCCCGAGGUACGUGAUAAUCGUUUUAUGUUUAAAUUUUUGUUUUAUGCUAAAUUUUGGUGGUUGCGGAGAAAAGAUCAAGGACGCGUUACAUGUGAUUUCUUAACUUUCAUCAUCACACGAAGGUAGUCAAGUUCGAGUUUUUUUUUUUACUUAACUAAGUGCGUUUGUAUUUUUUGUUUUGCUCAUUUAUUUUGAUAUGAAAUGUAUUUUUGUUCGUGUGUUGUACCACCAUAUAGAUAUCUUAAAAGUGAAAGAUUAAUCAUUGUUAAGUUGGAAUGCAAGUGUUAGCUUUAGCAAUCGUAGGAGGCACUGUGUAGUACUCGGUCGCUUCCAAUGGAUGACUACAAUUGUAAACAGAGCGCUUUAAAAGAAAUCAAUAAUCAUCGUUUAUAAUCAAAACGUUAUUGCAAAGCUGAUGAACGGAAAGUAUAUUAAUAAUGAAAAAAAAAACUGACAAAAUACAAGCACGGCUAAAUCAGUGCCAACAUUUCAAAAGGGUGGAAUUGAUUUUUGUAAACGAUUGCCUUUAGCCGUCUAUUUCUCGCGAAUAAAAGUUCAGGAAUGUUUCCUCUACCAGCAGUACCAAAAACAGUUUCGUCCUAAUGAAAUGUUGGCACUGAAAUUUUUUCUUUCCUCCCACAUUUAUUGAGCUAUAUUUACUCACACUGAUUGUAAUUGCACCGGAAGCAUUCAGUUUUCCAAAUUUGUACCUACAUGUCGAUGAUAUCAAAAUCAAGUAAAAUGUUUAAUCAACAAUAUCAUAGUAAAGAUCAGAUGUUUUAAAAUGUUACAACGGUCCUCUCGGUCUGACAAAAGGUCCUCGCUGGCUUUAAUCGCUGGCGGGUGGUUGUCAGGUGAGGUCGUAUAUUUAUCAAAAAAUCAAUAAAUGACUCAACGAUGGUACACAUAUAUUUCGUAUAUUUUACGCUAAGCUACAAAUAAUAAUAACCGAAAUCAUUCAGACUGCAAACAGCGAGGCAAAGGCAUACGAAAAUACCCGUAUAUGAACGCAAAAUACAUUUUAUCGAGCUCCAUAUUUAUUGAUAUGUACCUAUUUGCUGUCAAGAAAUUGAAAAAGUUGUAGGUACCUAUUUACAGAUCACAGAUGAAAAUCUUAGAAUGUGGCAAACAGCAUACAGAAGAAAAAAAUAAAAUGUAAUAAUCUUUGAAAAAAAAAAUGAUAAUUAUCUAAGACGUCAGAUUAUAAAU
Molecule: messenger RNA, 3637 nt
Organism: Ochlerotatus camptorhynchus
Lineage: Eukaryota; Metazoa; Arthropoda; Insecta; Diptera; Culicidae
Gene: Nulp1
Product: Nuclear localized protein 1
Exons: 5
Coding region: 264-2405 (713 amino acids)
Cellular component (GO): RQC complex
Source: RefSeq, a predicted model, not a curated record